Messenger RNA from Cataglyphis hispanica, 2697 nucleotides. It is a transcript of the gene Catsup, whose product is annotated as protein catecholamines up. The transcript is spliced from 3 exons. Lineage: Eukaryota; Metazoa; Arthropoda; Insecta; Hymenoptera; Formicidae. The record is from RefSeq and is a predicted model, not a curated record. The coding region runs from base 248 to 1438 and encodes 396 amino acids. Gene Ontology annotation, biological process: zinc ion transmembrane transport; intracellular zinc ion homeostasis. Gene Ontology annotation, molecular function: zinc ion transmembrane transporter activity. Gene Ontology annotation, cellular component: membrane.
AGGUAUCAUGGGUACAUGAAUAGAUGUUACCACGUCACACGUUACAUCUGUUCAACGUUAUUAAGCUGGUUAUGUCAGGUUCAGUAUAUGUGGUUAUGUGACGUAUUCUAUCAAUAAAAUUCCCGUAUGCAUCGUAUUAACAUAUUUCCAUAAUCACGCACAUCAACAUCACGUCAACAUCAUAUCAUUAGCAACGUGGAAACGCAUUCCGAUCGUGUCGAUCAUAAAACGGCAGAAAUCGCACAAAAUGACGGAGAAUAAUCGACAAAUUUCCAUACACAAGUGGAUCUCGAGAAUAAUAAUUGCUACGUUUCUUGUGCUCAUCAUUUUAAAUCUGCCGGCUGUCUGUAAUGCUCAUGGAGAUCACGAGCACUCACCUAGUUAUAAAUAUUCUAAGGAAGCAAACAAGAUUUAUUUGAAUUCACAUCACGAGGACCGGCUCCAUCACAGCCACCAUCAUGAUCAUAAACACUCUCAUUCUACGCAAACAAAUGUUUUGCAUAAAAAUCGCAGUGACAUUAUUUUGAGAGCUGUUGGAUCGACUGUGAUCAUAUCUAUUGCACCUUUUCUUAUAUUGUUUUUUGUACCACUGGACAAUACUAAUCAACAUGAAUCAUUGUUGAAAAUUUUGCUGAGCUUUGCAGCUGGUGGCCUAUUGGGCGACGCGUUUCUUCAUCUGAUUCCUCAUGCAAUGGUUCCUCAUUCGCAUGAGGAAACACUGCCUAAAUCUUCUAUCUAUGAGAAAUCUGAACAUCCAGAUGAACAUGAACAUGCACAUCACAAACAUGACAUGAGCAUUGGCUUAUGUGUAUUGUUAGGAUUAAUAAUAUUUUUAAUAGUAGAAAAGGCGAUUCGCAUUAUUAAAGGUGCUCAUGCGCACUCGCAUGUCCAUCAUGUUCCUCAAGAGAAAAAUAUUUCUUUGGAGAAAAAAGAAGAGAAGAAAGACAGCAGUAAAGUGAUUUCUAAGCCAUGUAAAACAUCUGAAAGUGACAUAAAGAUUGCUGGUUAUUUAAAUCUAGCUGCAGACUUUCUGCAUAAUUUUACAGAUGGUUUAGCUAUAGGAGCUAGUUAUAUAGCUGGAAAUAAUAUUGGUUACCUAACAACAGUCACAAUUUUAUUACAUGAGAUUCCGCAUGAAAUCGGCGAUUUUGCCAUAUUGGUGCAAAGUGGAGUUAGCAAAAGAAAGGCUAUGAUGUUGCAAUUAAUUACUGCUGUAGGAGCUUUGUUAGGAACCUUUGUUUCUUUGUUGACAGAAGGAAUGGGUGAUCUUGCAACAAAAUGGAUUCUUCCAUUUACAGCAGGAGGCUUUAUUUAUAUUGCAACCGUUUCAGUAAUACCAGAACUUUUGGUUGCCAGUAAACCUUGGCAGUCAGUUAUGGAAAUCUCUGCACUUCUUUUUGGAGUAUGUAUGAUGGUUUUGAUAGCAGAAUAUGAAUAAAAAAUAGGUUUGGUAGAUAUAAAAUUUUCAUUCGAUUUAGUUUAUUUUUUAAGAUCAUUCAUUAAGAUCUGAAAAAAUGUCCCUUACAUAAAUAAACAACAAUGGAGAAGAGUAAUGUACUUUAAUAUAAUUAUAGUUAUUGUCUCUGCAUAAAUGUAUGCAUUAUUUUAAUAUCUCACAGAAACAAAUACCAGUAAUAUAAAUAUCACUAUGUAAUACUUCUGUGACUAAUUGCAUUUAUGUUCAAUGAAAAAAUGAGUAGGAUUAAUGAAAUAAAUAUAAUAUAAAAAAAAAACAAUGCAAGUUAUAGUUAUAACUAUAUAUAUUAUUUUUACAUUGAAAUAAAGACUUUGCCAUUUAAUGAAAUAUAAAUAUAUUACAAAGGAUAUUUUGCCAGAUAUUGAAACAUCAAAAUUGAUAUCACCAACCAAUAAUCCUCUAGUUAUUUUGUAAUCUAUAUACUAUAAAAGAUAGUUAUAUAUUACCCACAUGUUUAACAAUUUAAGUAUUUUCUUAUACAGUAAUAAUUAUAUACAUAUAUACACAUGUUCCUAUAUCUUUUAGAUUUAUUGAUUAAAUUUAAAUUAUUUUUGAAUCUAUUUAUCUUUUAAUAUGGAUAUAAUAUAUAACAUAUUACAUAAUUUAUUAUAUUUUGAUUCCAAUUUUAUAUGAUUAUUAUAAAGGUAACUGAUAAACAUAAUAACAUUUAUUAGAGUUAUGAAAUAUUAAAUUAUAUAUUUAAAAAGAAGUACUUAAUUUGCUUAUAUUUUCAUAUCUUGGAUGCCUAAGAGUAAUGUUUGAAAAUAAUCAAUAAUCUUAAGUCAAAUAAUUAUCUAAAAAUAAUAGAUUGUUAGAGAGAAAUAAUGAAUAAAUAAUAAAAAAUUUCACAUAGAUUUAAAUAAAGACUUUAAUAACUCCUUGUUAUCAAUUACUUAUGCAGCUAUUUUCAUAAUUUUAUAAUCUUUAUUCUGUUUUCAUAACACAAUCUAGAUAUGAUAUAUAUUAUUUGUAUAAUUAUUUUCUCUUCCCGAAAAAAUGCCAAAAUUAUUGUAUUUUUACUUCAAAGGAAAUGUAUAAUUUAAUGUAUUAAGUACUUUUUCAGUUAAUGCAGACAUCACAUCUGCCAAUAAUAAAUGUGAUAUAUUUACACAGAUGAAUAGCAUGUAUAUGACGAAUGAUAAAUAAAUUGUGUCAAUAUAGUUUGUAUGUAUAUGUACACUUUUUAAAUUCAUUAAUAAAAUAUAAAUACUAUAAAAUAA